AUGCGGAAUCUACCUGGGGUGAUUUCUGUGUUUAGACACAAGGUCCUCGGUAUCACCCCAGGCCUGGAACACCUGGGCAGCAUCAAGUGGGAGCUGCUACUGUGUCUCUUGGCCUCAUGGGUUCUCAUUUUUGGAUGCGUUUUUAAAGGUGUCAGGACUGUCGGAAAGGUUGUAUACGUGACAGCAACACUGCCGUAUAUUUUCCUUUUCAUCCUGCUUAUCCGUGGCUUGACGUUACCAGGGGGACCCAGCGGUGCUCUCUUCUACCUAACCCCCGACUUCAGCAAAUUACAGGACAUACAGGUACAUUAUGAUAAGUUCUUGAUGCUGUUUUGA
Haliotis rufescens (red abalone) is the source of this 336-nucleotide messenger RNA. RefSeq names its product sodium- and chloride-dependent GABA transporter 3-like. The coding region runs from base 1 to 336 and encodes 111 amino acids. Gene Ontology annotation, cellular component: membrane. Gene Ontology annotation, biological process: sodium ion transmembrane transport. The record is from RefSeq and is a predicted model, not a curated record. The transcript is spliced from 2 exons. NCBI's taxonomy places the organism in Eukaryota, Metazoa, Mollusca, Gastropoda, Lepetellida, Haliotidae.